GUGAUCCAUCACUAUCUACGAAUCGAUUUCGAUGGAGUUCUGUUUAGAGGCUGUCCGCCAUACGUGAGUGUAGAUUAACAGAGUAGGUUGGCUCGGCACAACAAGAAUUUUGGUAUCAUUUUAUAAGAUUAGAGUAUAUUAGUAUCUUGUUAGUAUGAAGCUGUAUGUGAUUUUAUUGACGAUUGUUGUAUUCACUGCCUUGGUAUGGUCAGCACCAGCAAGCUUUUUGGAUGAAAAUGAAAUAGAAUUAGCCAAACGUGCCAAAGAAACUAUUAUGUUUGGGAAUCAACAAAAUGCCCCGAGAGUUAAAAAGAGGGACCCCGAGGACGCUGUUGGAAGUGAUUCUGUUGAAAAUAUUGAAAGUGAGAGUGCUAGCGAUAAUGAUAGUGAUGAAGAUGAAAGUAAUUUAGACUUAAAGGGGAAUGUGGUUGCCAUGCCUGCUCGUAAUACAUUAGGAUCCGAUGAGGCUUCUCCGUCAUCUGUUGAAGAGGAACUAGGUGACGCAAAGGCUACUGCAGAAGAAGCAGCUGAAGUCAACAGUGCCGAAGAGAGAAAGGGGAAUGCUGUUGAAGACGAAAUAGAUCCUGAUGUUAAAGAUAUGCUUGAUUCUAGCGAAACCAAUAAAGACUCUGAAAGUGAAAGUGGGGACGAGAAGCAGGGAGACGAAGUUGGUCUAGUGCCAGUUCCCGACACAGAAAAUCCUGAAGAUGUAGACGACUUCUACAAGUACCUCAUGAGAUAUGAAAACCCACAGAGAGCCGAUCUGUACAAUCGACUUCCACAAUAUCCUCCUCGUAGUUAUUAUAAUUACCGUAGGCGAAGAAGUCUUAUGAGACACAUGAAAAGAAACGGGUAUAAUUCCAACAAAGCAGUAAAGAGAGCAAAGAGAAUAAAGAGAGAUUUAUUUGACGACGAUGAGUAUUACUACCCCAACCUCGUGGAAGCACCUGUUUUGGAGGAACCUGGCUAUGGAGAAUUAGAAUUUUACCCCGAACCAGAACCUGAAGUUGAUGAAGGUGAUCUAUUGGCUUAUCUUCUUUCAUUGUAUGAAGACGGAAAUGAAGUUGAAGAACCAGCCUAUGAAAUUGAAAAUCCGUAUGAGCGUUUAUUAGAAGAAGAAGCACGAGAAGAAGAAGAGGCAGAAGAAGCAGCUCGAGAGGAAGAAGAGGAAGAACCGGUGUAUGUACCUGUUAAACGACAAAUGUUGAGCACAUUACCAGGGAUGAGGAAACGAUACUUCUAUCCCUUCAACAAGGAACCACAAACUCAUUGGGGAGCCUUUGUUCCAGAACAAAAAAGAGAUUAUUAUAAUGCCUAUGAUCGUGUUCUUCGUUUAGCCAAAGCGUUAGCUGAUCAGGAUUCUUAUUACCCAGAUAUAUAUGACGGUUACCAGAAGAAGUAGAUGGUGUAAAGGUAUAUUUUUAAUAGUGUGAGAGCAGGAGGAGUAUAUCGGGGAAAUACCGUGUAAUUUGUUUGUUUUUCUUUUAAAUGUCGGCUUUAUUUUCAGUAUGUAAUACUGUUGAACCAAUUGUUGUUAUGUAAUCAGUAUUAUUUGAAAUAGUUUUCAGAUACUAACUUUGGUGAACGUAGCGUAUAUGUUUGUUUUUUUUUUUUAAAUUAUUAUUAUUAUUUUUUUUUUUUUUUGGUGUGUAUUUUAUGAUGUUAUACUGUAGGACCACGUUACAAAGUUAUUUAAAUAUAAUGUGAUAUUAAUGUACGUGUAUUUCAUGAGUAACGGAACCAAGAACUAUAUCAUUGGGCUCGCAGUUAAAUCUGCAACCAACACUAACUCUCUUCCCCCCCCCCCCCCCCCGACCUUACUCGGUCUGAUUUCUUAUGGCGCAGCUUAAAGGUUUAAUUUUAGCGGUCAAAAGCUCAGCAUUAAAGCCGCAGUAAGGCUGGGUCCCUCAAUCCUGAUAUCCCCCCACCCCCUUCUCCCCCACUUCUCUGCCUUUGUUAUCACAUUGCCCCUUCUGUGCCAUUUUUUCUUCCAAGAAACUUGGUUCCGAUACUAUUGUUAAUGUUAUUAAAUAAAUUUAUUUUGAAUAAUUCAAACUUAUUUCUUCUUGUUCAAUAUUUGUCUGAAACUGUACAUUCCUGUUAAAAUAAUCAAAAUAACGACAUUUGUGUAUUCUGCAUUAAAUACAAUCCUGUCAUAACGAUAAUACAGAAAUACAUAAUUAUUUAUAAAGAAGCAUCCAUGGAGUAUAUUUCUAUUUGAUAACGAAAUAUUAAACAUAGCAGUAUAUAAAAUACACUAUUUUAUCAUGAUAUAUUUUAACUUAUGAAAUAUAAAACUAUGUUAACUUUCUUUAAAGUUACAAUUUCAUAUUUUCUAAGAAAGUCAAAACAUAAUUAUUUUUAUGUCUUUUGCUCAAUAGGUUGUCAACUCACUAUUAUACCAUCAUAGGUUAUCUUUCUCCACACUUAAAAAUCUUCACACCGGAAAUAAUAACACAAUUACCCCCCAAUUACCUCCCUUGUUUUCCUAUUCCCCACCAUGGGAUAGCUAUCUUCAAACGUUUGAAUUUGAAGUUGAAAAUGAUAUUUUUGCCAAUUUCUCAACUGGCAAUAGUGAAUUAUAGGCUUAAUAGGAUUAUUCUUUAACAAGGUAGGACUGUUUAUAGAUACCAUCUAUUUUAGGGCUUUAUUUUAAUACAUUUUAAAAAUAUAACUUAAAAAUAUGAAAUUGUAACUUUAAAUAUCUCGUGGAUAUGCUGAAUGUUAAAUAAAUGGUUGAAUGUCAA
Messenger RNA from Patella vulgata (common limpet), 2747 nucleotides. Its product is annotated as pre-mRNA-splicing factor CWC22 homolog. The coding region runs from base 155 to 1402 and encodes 415 amino acids. NCBI's taxonomy places the organism in Eukaryota, Metazoa, Mollusca, Gastropoda, Patellidae. The record is from RefSeq and is a predicted model, not a curated record. The transcript has 5 exons.